GGUUGUUUCCAUGGUAACAGACAACACACAAAGGCUUGCAGAGGACAGCGGUGCCACCUGGUCAAUAUGUCUUACCGAGGGUUAGUGAGCCGUGUUCCUCAGGACGAGCAGCAGAACUACGACGCUCAGCACGCCGCGGCGGAGUUCUACCGGCUGAACGGAGUCCCGCAGCAGAUAGAGACAGCUCUGAACCAGCUGCUCCUCCACCGGCCCGCCGACCUGCACGGUUACCUGGCUAAUUACUUUAGAAACCUAUGUGCACCACCAAGGAUCAGCAGCCUGAAGGGAAGGGAGGUUUAUGAUGCAAGAGGACAACUAUCCAUUGAGGCAGAAGUCUUCUGCGUCGUCUGGAACAAGGACACGAGCAUGUCCUCAGCUGCUGUCUCCAGCCUCUUUGGGCCGAAGGAGACAUCGGUGGACUGGAAAGCAAAGAGUCAGGAGAGGGCUGACCAUGUGAUGACUGCUGCCCAGUGGAUCAAUGGACCUCUGAACAACAUGCUGAAGGGACAAAACCCCUGUGACCAAUCAGAUAUUGACCAUACACUCAGCAAUUUCUUCAUGGCCCGCUACCUGGAGGAGAAGGACAUCCGGAACAAGGAGCAGGAGGAUUCACCCAGUGAGCCUGACGUGGUGCCGUCUUCUCCUGCACUGACUAAAGACAAGAAGAAUGUUGAUAAAGGCAAAAAGAGCAGCGCUGCAGAGAAGCCUUUUCCUCCAGCAGAGCCAUCGGAACCGGUUUUGCCUGGGAGCUCGGCCAUCGGCUCGGUGUCUCUGGCUGUGGCCAAAACUGGGGCAAAAAUACUUGGUAUCCCUCUCUACAAAUACAUAACAGCUCUGAAGAACACAGAGGCUCCGACACAGUUUCACAUGCCGGUCUCUCUGGUAACUUUGCUGAGCUGCGGAAAGACUUCUCCUGGAAAGCUGAGUUUACUGGAGGAAGUCAUCCUGAUCCCCAGAGCUGGACAACGAGUCAAACAAGUACUCACCACUCACGUGUUCUAUCCGUUGAUCAUCACAAUGACCCUUGAGUUACAGAAGGAGAUGACGAGAAUAAUGAACUCUUCAACAAAAGCCGGGGCCGCCCAGGCAAUGCUGUGUGACAGCGGAGCGCCGGCUGUGACCUACGAGCGUCCUGAGCAGCCUCUAGAUCUGAUCACUGAAGCUUGCGCUAACUUUGGACUGGCGUUGGGAACAGAGAUCCAUUUGGCGCUGAACUGUGCUGCCCCUGAGUUAAUGGACUAUUCUAAAGGAAAGUAUGAAAUUGCAACCGGAGUUUUGAAGUCUCCAGAUGAAUUAGUUGAUAUGUACCAAACCCUCAUCAGCAAAUACCCAGCAGUGGUGGCCUUAAUCGAUCCAUUUAGGAGAGAGGACAUAGACCAGUGGAAGAAGCUGAGCAACGUGAUCGGAGAUUCGUGCUCGCUGCUCUCUGACAUCACGUACAAGUCAAAGGCCCCGCCCCUUCCAGGAGUCAGCGGUCACAUCUUAAAACACUCUGAUGAGAUGACAGUCAGUGAUUUGAUCUGCAUCACAUCUGAGCACCAAGGUUCAGUGUUAAUGGGAACAACGUGCAGUGAGCCCUGCAGUGACGACUGUUUGUCAGAUAUAGCUGUGGGUCUGGGCCUGGACUAUGUCAAACUGGGAGGUCUGAGCGGUGCUGAGAGGAUGACUAAAUACAACCGGCUGAUUUCUAUAGAGGAAGAACUGGCCCAACAGGGAAUCCUGGUCUCCGAGGAGAGGCGCCCCCCUCCGCUGUUCACUGAGAAACCACAGGAGCAGUCCGCUGCUGCAGAGAGUGUACCGUCUGACACGGCCUGCUCCCAGCUGCCGGUUUUAUCCACGAAAUAGGAACGAUUUUAAAAAA
Messenger RNA from Sebastes umbrosus (honeycomb rockfish), 1861 nucleotides. It is a transcript of the gene eno4, whose product is annotated as enolase 4. The coding region runs from base 67 to 1845 and encodes 592 amino acids. The transcript has 13 exons. Gene Ontology annotation, cellular component: phosphopyruvate hydratase complex. Gene Ontology annotation, molecular function: magnesium ion binding; phosphopyruvate hydratase activity. NCBI's taxonomy places the organism in Eukaryota, Metazoa, Chordata, Actinopteri, Perciformes, Sebastidae. The record is from RefSeq and is a predicted model, not a curated record. Gene Ontology annotation, biological process: glycolytic process.